This is a messenger RNA of Apis laboriosa (Himalayan honeybee), 5314 nucleotides long. RefSeq names its product MATH and LRR domain-containing protein PFE0570w-like. The transcript has 6 exons. NCBI's taxonomy places the organism in Eukaryota, Metazoa, Arthropoda, Insecta, Hymenoptera, Apidae. Gene Ontology annotation, biological process: spermatogenesis. The record is from RefSeq and is a predicted model, not a curated record. Bases 124 to 5163 code for a protein of 1679 amino acids.
GGCAAAUAUUAUAAUUAAAAAUAAAUUAAUAAAUUAUCUAUUGUUUACAAUUUUUAGUGGAAUAUUUAUAAGUGAGUGGUUGAUAGAAAUUAUAGAUUAUUUAAUUAAAUUAAAUAUUUUAAAAUGCAAGUAAAUUCACAAAAACGUGAGAAUACUCAAACUACAAUAUUAGCAUUAUUACUUACACAUAAAGGAGGAUGUACUCUACGGCAGUUAAAUAAUGAUUAUUAUGAAACAGAAGGUGAAUAUAUACCAUGGAAAGAACUUGGAUAUAGCUCUUUGUUAGCUUUUCUAUAUAGUAUGUCAAAAACAGUUCAAAUAGAAAAUAAAAAUAAUACAUUUAUUAUACAAGGAAUUGCUUCUGAAAAAUCCAAACAUGUUAGUAAAUUAGUAGCUGGUCAAAAAUGUCAGAAACCAUUUUUUGGAAGAAAAUUUUAUAAACCAAAUCAUUAUUUUCCUACAACUGCUCCUCCUCGAAUUCGUAUACCAGCUGAGAUAUUAAGUAGGAUAAUCAGUUUAGUUAAUGAUCAUCCAGAUGGCGUAAAUAAAUAUUAUGUCCUUCAAGAAAUUCAUUUGUGCAUGCCUUUUGCAAACAUUACUAUGAAAGACAUGGAAGAGCAAUUACAGGAAUUAUCACAUACGAUUUUUCAAACAAGUACUAAAAUUUAUCCAAUACAUGCUAAAGUUAAAGGAUUUAAUAAUUUAAAAAAUUAUAAUAAUAUGACUUCUAAUUCUAAAUCUCAAAAUGGAGAAAAAUAUAAAUCAUUAUCUGUAACUGUUGCUGGAGAUGAAGAUUCAAAUGAUAUAUUAAAUUAUGAUGAAGAAGAUAUUUUAGAGUUUUCACAUUCUGAUUCUUUUUAUUCAAAAUCAAUUAAAAGUAAAUCUACAUCAAGCUUUAUAAAAGAAACUGUAUUUAAAUAUCAAGAUCAAGAGACAGAAUGUCUCCAGAAUGAAACUCCAAAAACUCAACAUAAUAAUGAUACUCAAAUUCAGAUGAAAUUGAAUAAUAGUAUUGAAAAGGAUGAAGAAAAUGUUUUAGAUAAAAAAAAUGUUGAAAUACUUAUAAAUGAAAGAAUCAAAUUUCGUUUGGAAAAACUUAUACAAAAUCAUCAUGAUGGAAUUUGGUGUGCUGAUCUACCAAAGAAAUAUCUAGAAGAAUAUAAAGUAUCUUUGAAUUAUGAAGAAUUAGGUUUUAAUAGUGUUAGAGAAUUUGCAUCACAAUUACCUGAUAUCUUUCAUUGCAUUCAGCCUCAUAAUGCAGGAGAUUUUAUGCUUUAUUAUGCAAAAAGAGAAAUACCUUCAAAUAAAAUAAAAGAGAAUGAUAAAAUUAAUAAUAUUACAGAUUGGUAUAACAUUUAUGAAACAAUUGAUGAAGAAGCACUUCCAGCAGAAGUGUCACCUGAUACAUGUAAAAUAUUAAUACCAGAUAAUGUAAUGAGUAUUGGAGAAUAUGUAGGUUACAUAAAUGUUGCAGAUUUAGCACAAAAUGAGGAACCUUUCAUAGAAGUUUUUGUUGUAGAAGUAUUUACACCUUCAUUUUUUUGGAUACAACUUCGUAAAAAACAAAAAAUAUUUAUAAAGUUUAUGGAUGACUUACAUAAAUUUUAUACAAUAAAUCAUGAGCAAUAUGUGAUUCCAUUAGUUGUACUAGAAAGAGGUUUAAAUUGCGCAUGUAUAUAUAAUGGGUUAUGGCAUAGAGGUAUAAUCAAAAGUGUAAAACCAGAUUUACAAGUCACUGUAAUGUUUUAUGACUAUGGAACAUUAAAAACAUAUUCUCCAGGAACAGUAUAUUACUUGCAUAGAAUGUUUUCCAAUUUACCAGCUCAAGCAAUACCAUGUGGUUUAAUUAAUACAAGACCAUAUAAAGGAUCUAAAUGGUCUCGUGGUGCUACUUAUUAUUUUGCAGUAAGAACAUCUAAAAUACCUUUAGUUGCAACAAUUGCAUCAGUUAAUAUAGAGGAUAAUUCUAUGAUAAUAAGUUUGACUGAUACAUUGGAAGAAGAAGAUGUACAUAUUAAUGAUUGGUUAGUUGAACAGAAUUUAGCAGAACAUGGAAAAAUGGUUUGUAUGAAAAAACGAAAUUUUCCAUUUCAAUAUUAUUUAGAAUGUCAAAAACGUUUUAAACAAUAUAAAUUUAGUAAUACUCGCGAAAUGGAAAUAAAUUCUGAAAAUAAAACACUACUAUAUAAUUUAAAUUUUGAUGGGAGUUUAUCUCAUAAUAAUAAUUCUAAAAAAAUAAAUAAUAAUAAAGAAAAUUCAUAUAAUGAAUUAAUAUUAUAUAAAGAAAAAGCCAAGAAAUCACAAUCUCUUGAAUAUAAUCACUCUUGCAAAAAUGAUUUUUCAAACGAAAAAAUAAAUAGCUUUACAAUAAAUUCUGAAAAAAAAAAUACAAAAAAAAUAGAAUCUUUGUAUGAAUUAUUAAAUCUUAAAAUAAAAUCUAUUCAUUCUAAAAUUAAUAAUAAUAAUCAUAUUAAUAAAAUUAAAGAGAGAGGAAAUGAAAGAUAUUUAGAAUCUAGUUUGAUAUUAAAUAAUCCUAUUGUAAAAAAAUUGUACGAAAAAUCUGAUAGUACUAAAUCUAAUAUUUCAUCAGUUGUUAAAAAUAUAAAAAAUGAUAUCUCUGAUAUCAGUAGAAAUACUGAUACUUUAUCUCUAUCUGCUAAAACCAAAGAAAAUAGUGAUAUGUCAAAUGAUACUUCAUUGAUUACUCUAUCUACUAAAAAAACAAAAAAUAAUGAUGUAUCAAAUACUGAUACUUCAUCAAUUAUUUUAUCUGCUAGAAACAGAAAAAAUAAUGAUGUGAUAAUAGAUAACAAAUACGAUAUUUUACAAAAACAUAAUAAUAUUCCAAAACAAUAUGCUUACCAUUUUGAUGUACAUACUUCAGAAGAUGAAUUAGAUUUUAAUGAUAUUAGAAAGUCUAUUGGUACAUGCAAUGAAAUAUAUAAAACAGAAUAUACAGAUUGGUCUGUUAUUGACAAAAAACAAGAAAAAAAAUAUUCACAAGAAAAUGUAGUUAAGGUACCACAUGAAACAAGUUUUCGAAAAAAAAAUAUACCAAUAGCUGAAAAUUGUUUUAUAAAAGCAGUAUAUAAUAGUUCUUAUUCAACUUUGAAUGAUAAAGAUAUACAAUGGACAUCAGCUGGAAAUAUUAAUAAAACGUCAGAUGUAUCUCCGUUAAUUAUAAAAAAUAUUGAAAAACGUAAAAAAAAUAUUUCAAAUAAUAUGACAGUUGUUAUACCUCAGAAAAUAUUGGAAACGUUAACAGAUGAAAAAUUCUCUGAAAAAUUACCUAAUGUACCUAAAAAUAUAGAAGAAAUUCAAUCAAUUAAUUUACAAGAAAUUGAUAAUGUUAAUAAUUUAAAAUAUACAAGUAACAAUGAUAUAUUUCAUAAUACAAAUUUUAAAAUACAUUCAGAAGAUUACAAACAAAAUGAUUAUAUUUGUAUGAAAGCAAUUUCUAAAAGGAAAUUAUUAGAAAAAUUAUUGUCAUUAAAAGAUAUAUCAAACGAUAUUUUAAACAUAGAUUCAGAUGAUUUAAGCACAUCACAAGAAUCUAUAUUAUCUGAAUAUAAUAAUGAUAAUAAUAAUGAUAAAUAUACAAAAGAAGUAUAUAAAAAUGAUAUAAAUAAUGAAGAUACAUCAAAUGAAUCCUCGAAUUCGAAAAUUCGCCCUAAAUGUCUUCCAUAUUCUGUUGAAGCAGAUAUAACAGAUUUAUACACACAAGAGUCAUCACUUAAAUCUAUGAAUAAUGAUUUAGAUUUAUAUAAGAAAGAAUUUUCAGAAACUUCAUCAAAAAGUUUAUUUGCAAACAAUACAGAAUUAGUAGAAUAUGUGCCAUCAGAUUCAAUAUUAUCACAACAAACUACAGAAGAAUUCGAUUUAAUAAAAAAAUAUAAUUCUUCAGAAAAACCAUUAUUAGAUAUGGAAAUAAAAAAAUCAGAACAAUUAUUAAAAGAAGAAUCAAUAUUAAAUGAAGAAAUCACACAAACACAAAUAUCAUCUAAAAAACUAGUAUCAAAAUCAUUUAUGAUUAGUAAUUUAGAUAUAAAUGAGGAAGAAAUUUCAGUAACUUCAUCAAAAUCAUCCGAAUUUGUAAACAAUUUAGAAUUAGCAGAAUAUGUGUCAUCAGAUUCAACAUUAUCACAAAAAAUUACAUUAAUAGAAGAGUCUGAUUUAAUAAAAAGAUAUAAUUCUAUAGAAAAAUUAUUAGAUGUAGAAAAAAAAGAAUCAGAAAUAUUAUUAAAAGAAAAACUAAUAUUAAAUGAAGAAAUCAAACAAAUAGAAAUAUCAUCACAAAUAAUAAGAGAACCAACAUCAGAAUUUAUGAAUAAUAAUUUGGAUGUAUAUGAGGAAGAAACUCCAAUAACUUCAUUAAAAUCAUCUGAAUUUGUAAACAAUUUAGAAUUAAUGGAAUAUACGUCAUCGGAUUCAACAUUAUCACAACAAAUUACAUUAACAGAAGAGUCUGAUUUGAUAAAAAAAUGUAAUUCUGUAGAAAAAUCAUUAGAUGUAGAAAAAAAAGAAUCAAAAGAAUCAUUAAAAGAAAAAUCAAUUUUAAGUGAAGAAAUCACACAAACACAAAUGUCAUUUAUAAAAGAACCCUCUAAAAUUUCUAACAUACCAAUUUUAAAUGAUAUUAAUAUAGAUUCUGAUGAAGAAGAAUGGGAUGUUCAAGUAUCAUAUGUUGAUGUUUGUAAUCUUUUUAAAAAAUCGUUUAAUGAAAAUAAUCAGAAUCAAUUUGAUCAUAAAGAAUUUAAUUCACAUCUAAAAAUAGAAGAAAUAAAUGAUUCUGAGUCAAUUGAACAUACAAGCAAUACAAAAAUAUAUGAAGAUGCAAAAGCUAAUCAUGAAGUUAUAUAUUCAGAUAAUCAAAACUCAAAUAAAAUCACUGAUAUUCAAAUUUAUGAAGAUGCAGAAAGUGAUACUCAUGAAAUUAUAUAUGCUACAGAUAAAAUAGCUAAUCAAAAUAAAACAGAAAAUGUAAUGAAUCAAUGUAUAAAAUAUGAAACUCAGAUGCCUAUAAUAGAUUCUGAAGUGACUUCAGAAUUAAAUAAUAAAUAUACAUUUAAUUUAAAUAAUACUAUAUCGUACAAAUUACAAGGUAAAGCAAAAACGUUAGUAGAAAUGUUAAAUAAAGCAAAAUUAAUGCAAAAAGAUUGUUGAGAAAUAAAUAUUGAAUAAUACAAAUUUUUAAAUUUUAAUUAAAAUAUUUUUAUUUGUAAUUAUCUAAUAUUAUUUUGGAUUUUUUGUAAAAAAACUUUAUUUUAUUACUCAAAUCAAACAUUAAUCAAGAAAACAUAUAUGAAAAAGUAUA